ACCUCGUGAAUUAACCGUUUUCCUUAAUCUUUUAAUAACCGUCCUCGCCAGUGUAGUGUUUCCCGUCAUAAAAUACUGUUUAUAUUUCCAGGCAAAACAUGGUAUCGUACAUACGAGUAGUCAUUGUAGUGAGGUUCAACUGAGUGCACGUGAGAAUAUAAAAUGAAUAUAUCAAUAAUAUUUUUUGUGGCUUUCGCUUUGGUAACUGCUCAGUGUAACAAAGACCUUCGUGUUAUCGACAACAUAAUGCAAGAAUCUCCUUGUAGUUCGAAAGGUGGUAUUUGCACUAUUGCCGAAGAUUGUCCCCAAGGGAAACUAACUGAAGAAUUAGGAUUAUGUCCUAAACAAAGAAAUCAAGGGAUUGAAUGCUGUUAUGGGGUGUCCGUGAAAGAUACUCGAUGUUCUCGAAAUGGAGGCGUGUGUUUUCCGGCUACUGAAUUCUGUAAUGAAAAACUUAUUUAUAGAGAGGCAAGCGAUUGCGACUCUAGUCAUAAGUGUUGCAUAAUGGUUUAAGUUGGUUUGUUCGAAUUUUGUAAAUUAUUAUUAAUGCUUGAAAAGAUGCUAUACAUAUGUCAUUAAAGUGUAUUAAAAUAAAAGAGAGUUGAAUGCAGAAUAUCAAUAAC
Messenger RNA from Papilio machaon (common yellow swallowtail), 623 nucleotides. RefSeq names its product U-scoloptoxin(19)-Sm1a-like. NCBI's taxonomy places the organism in Eukaryota, Metazoa, Arthropoda, Insecta, Lepidoptera, Papilionidae. The record is from RefSeq and is a predicted model, not a curated record. The transcript has 3 exons. The coding region runs from base 163 to 513 and encodes 116 amino acids.